AUGAAUGAAAAUGUGACUAAAUUGGUCCUAGUUACUCUUCAGAACGGAGUGGAAGAAGGGAAGAGAUUCUCGAAUGAGGAAAAUGAUCGAAUGACUUCAAAAGAAUUGAACGAGGAGCCGUAUGAGAUUAAAAUCUCAUGUAUGGUUCUACAGAAUGGCAUUAAGGGUGACUUAUCUAUCAACUUUUCCAUUAUCAUCCCCAAAAAACCAAACUCUGCCUUAAGUAAAGUUGCUAGAGUACGCUUAACCUUUAGGUUUGAAAUGACUACUUUUAUCCCUGGUAUUGGCCAUAAUUUACAGAAACAUUCUGUAGUCUUAGUAAGAGGGAGAAGGGUUAAGGAUUUACCCGGUGUGAGAUAUCCCAUUGUUCGAGGAACCCUAGAUGCUGUCAGAGUAAAGGAUCGUCAACAAGGACGUUCUAGUGCAUUGUAG
Ziziphus jujuba (common jujube) is the source of this 432-nucleotide messenger RNA. Its product is annotated as small ribosomal subunit protein uS12c-like. NCBI's taxonomy places the organism in Eukaryota, Viridiplantae, Streptophyta, Magnoliopsida, Rosales, Rhamnaceae. The transcript has a single exon. Gene Ontology annotation, cellular component: ribosome; small ribosomal subunit. The record is from RefSeq and is a predicted model, not a curated record. Gene Ontology annotation, biological process: translation. Bases 1 to 432 code for a protein of 143 amino acids. Gene Ontology annotation, molecular function: structural constituent of ribosome.